This is a messenger RNA of Capsella rubella, 1164 nucleotides long. RefSeq names its product putative F-box/kelch-repeat protein At3g16880. The record is from RefSeq and is a predicted model, not a curated record. Gene Ontology annotation, molecular function: protein binding. The transcript has a single exon. Lineage: Eukaryota; Viridiplantae; Streptophyta; Magnoliopsida; Brassicales; Brassicaceae. Bases 1 to 1164 code for a protein of 387 amino acids.
AUGACUAAGAUGUCUAAUCUUCCAUUGGAGUUAUUAGAGGAGAUAUUCUCUAGAGUUCCUUCAAAAUCUAUGAGAGCAGUACGAUCUAUCUGCAAGACGUGGAACAAAUUAUCCAAAGAUGAGAGCUUUACAAAGAAACGCCUCGCUCAAGAAGCUAUAACAAGGGAAAGAGAGUUUCUGGUGGUCAUGGUGAUUGACUUUAGAGUUUAUCUAAUGAGUGUCAACGUCCAUGGUACUCAAAACAAUGUUGAAUCACAUAUUUCACCUGUAAAGCAUAAAGUUCAAUCACAUAUGAUUAUAAAGCAAAAAGGUCAACUUAUUAACCUUCACGAUUCAGAUCAAGUUGGUAUAUCAGGAAUAUGUCAUUGUGCUGGUUUAUUGUUAUUGACUAGAGACGACUAUACUAGCCUCGUGGUCUGGAACCCGUAUACAGAGCAAACUCGGAGGAUCAAACCUAGAAGUCGUGAUGAAUGGACCUUUCCUGUUUAUGCUAUUGGAUACGAGACGAGAAAAUCGUGCCGCCACUACAAAAUUUUGAGAUAUAAGAAAUAUGAUGAGUACGAAAUCUAUGAGUUAGACUCUAAUUCAUGGAGGGUUCUUGAUGUCACGUCCACCAUAUGGGAAACAGGGUUUCAUCUUAAUGGCAUCUCUGUGAAAGGCAAUGCUUAUUGGUAUGUUAUUCCAAAUAAGCCAUUAAAAAAGAUGAAUGAGUUCUUGAUCUGUUUUGAUUUUACAAAAGAGAGAUUUGGACAGCUCCUGCCUAUGCCGUUUCACUCUAAUGACAAAUAUAUUGUGAGUCUCUCUAGUGUUAGAGAAGAGCAACUUGCCGUGUUAUGUCAGCGUUGGGAUAUAUCAAGGAUGGAGAUAUGGAUUACUGAUAAGAUUGAACCCAAUGCGGUGUCGUGGACCAAGUUGUUCUUAGAGAUAGAUAUGCAACCACUUGCUGAUUAUGAUCUUGACGUUAAAGAUGGGAAUUUCCUCAUUGACGAGGAGAAGAAAGUCGCUGUGGUUUUUGAUAAUGGCAAAGAGAUGCAACCCCAUAACAAAGCUUGCAUCAUUGGAGAGAAUGGAUACUUUAGAAAAGUGGAUCUCGGAGAAUCUGCAGGCCAACUUUAUUGGUCUCCAUUUGUGUGCUCUUAUAUUCCAAGUUCAGUUCAAAUCUAA